Molecule: messenger RNA, 267 nt
Organism: Verticillium alfalfae VaMs.102
Lineage: Eukaryota; Fungi; Ascomycota; Sordariomycetes; Glomerellales; Plectosphaerellaceae
Exons: 2
Coding region: 1-267 (88 amino acids)
Source: RefSeq, a predicted model, not a curated record
AUGCGGAAGGGAACACACGUGGCCUUUCAUAGCUAUAUCAAGGACGAGGAGACCAUGAAGUUCAAGGAAGCAAAAUAUCGAGGGGAGAAACUUGGUGGCCCUGCGGAGCUACUCAGCAGGGCGGUCGGUCAGAGGCUAGUUACGAGAAACGCAUAUAUCAAGACUGCGGAGGGCCAGAAUGCAGCUGUAUUCUGCCCCCCUGCCUAUGUUCUCAUUGCUGCGGACCUUUUGGAAGACCUCUUCACUCUGCUCUAUACCACGCACUGA